AUGUCCUCCAAGCGUCAAUGGGUCGAUUUAGACGAAGGUCCAUCGAAGCGCUUGAGGGACGCUUUGAGGCCGAGAAAUCCCCCGACAAUGUACAUCAGAAAAGUCAGCGGGUGGUACAAAGAUGACUUCCUAAGAAAAUGUGACGCUAUCGACCAUCUUGCGACCAAGGCAAGACACAUUAAGAUGAUCCAAGAAGCCCUGGACGACGCGGAAGCCUACUACCUUAUGUCGCUGCACGACCGUAUCUUUUCCAAACACAGAAUGGAGGCAAAUCAUGUUUUUCAAAUGAUGGAUGAUCUGGCCAAGUGCACAGCUGCCUACAAGGUGGAAUACGCCGACAUCAUCGACCAAAUCAACGCGGAGAAAGAUGACAGCCUCAAGGAGGCACUUGAGACGGUGGUUUAUGGAGUCCGUCUACCAAUUUUAGACGAAGCGGCUCCCACGCAACCAGUCGGUCCAGUGCUCUCGCUCCCCCAAGCCGUCGUACCAACCACCGCGACUGAUCCUACCGCUGUCGAAGAAGAUGACGGGGCGGCAAGCUCCACAAGUGCAGAUGAUUCGACGGUAACUGCCCAAAAGACCACCGCCCAUUCAGAUCACGCUGUCGAAGGUGAAAGCGACAUCGACUUCGAUUACCUCAAUGGUCUCCAACCGAACGAUGGGACGGAACCCAUGGGCAACCAUUCGCCAACCAGCGAGUCUCUCCACACCUCCACGGAUCGAUCAGCCAAUGAAUCUGCCUAA
Molecule: messenger RNA, 744 nt
Organism: Penicillium coprophilum
Lineage: Eukaryota; Fungi; Ascomycota; Eurotiomycetes; Eurotiales; Aspergillaceae
Exons: 1
Coding region: 1-744 (247 amino acids)
Source: RefSeq, a predicted model, not a curated record